Peromyscus maniculatus bairdii (prairie deer mouse) is the source of this 535-nucleotide messenger RNA. The record is from RefSeq and is a predicted model, not a curated record. Lineage: Eukaryota; Metazoa; Chordata; Mammalia; Rodentia; Cricetidae.
GGGAUCCGCUCCGACAGAGGUGACGAUCUCGAGCAACCGCUUCCAUGUCUCCAGGGUGACUUGUCGGGAUCCGACGGGAGGACCGAGUCUUCCAGCGAGCCGGACUCCCCGCGGGCCUUCCACGAGGGACGAGGGCGACCUGCGACCCCGGCAAGCGUGGAGGACUCCGACCUAGAACCGGUCCCAGAGGCAGAGCAGCCCCGGCCCUGGUCCAGAACGCCCCACCGAGGCCGCGAAUCGCGGGACACCGAGACCACGGAGAGGAGAAGCCCUGGGGAGUGUGAGCCUCCUACCACCGGAGACCGGAACCGAGGACCGCGGGUUUGGACCGCCAUCGGGCAGCGCAUUCUUAGCGUGUUCCGCUGCUGCAUGCCACGUGGCUGCUGCAUACGCCUACAUGGCAGCAGGGAGCCUUAGGGAGCUGCAGGCGCCUGUCAGCGUUUUAGAGUGCGCUCUGUGCCAAGAGAUUGCCCGUCAAAACCUCUCCCUUCCUCGCUGCCGGAAGUCUUCUGGGCAGCCGGCUGCUUCGAAAAUA